This is a messenger RNA of Closterium sp. Yama58-4, 1563 nucleotides long. The record is from the annotation of a GenBank genome assembly. NCBI's taxonomy places the organism in Eukaryota, Viridiplantae, Streptophyta, Zygnematophyceae, Desmidiales, Closteriaceae.
AUGAAAGUGCAGGGGGGGGCUGGAGCUGAUGCGACAUACGAGGGGGCGACGGUGCUGGAGCCGAAGCAAGGGUUCUAUGAACGCCCCGUUGCAACUCUUGACUUUGCGUCGCUGUACCCGUCCAUUAUGAUGGCCCACAACCUCUGCUACUGCACGCUGAUUCAGAAGGAGCACGGCAUCAGGCCACCAGACGACCAGAUAUCGCAAACCCCCACAGGGGACCUGUUUGUAAAGCCAUCCGCUGCUAAGGGCAUUUUGCCAGAGAUUCUGGAGGAGUUGCUUGCAGCGAGGAAGAGGGCAAAGGCGGACCUUAAGAAAGCCACGGAUCCCUUGGAGAAAGCCGUGCUGGACGGCCGACAGCUGGCACUCAAGGUUUCUGCAAAUUCUGUCUACGGUUUCACAGGGGCUACUAUCGGCGCUUUGCCCUGCUUGGAAAUAUCAUCCAGUGUUACAGCCUAUGGGCGGCAGAUGAUAGAGCACACCAGGACGUUCGUGGAGCAGCACUACUCCAUCGCCAACGGCUACUCGCACAAUGCGAAUGUGGUGUAUGGUGAUACGGACUCAGUGAUGGUGAUGUUUGGUGUGGACACUGUUGAGGAGGCCAUGCGCAUGGGCAGGCAGGCGGCAGAGGAGAUCUCCGACACCUUCCCCAAGCCAAUCAGGCUGGAGUUUGAGAAGGUGUAUUUCCCGUACCUGCUUAUCAACAAGAAGCGCUAUGCCGGGCUGUACUGGUCCAACUCCAAGGCCUUUGAUAAGAUGGACACUAAAGGUAUUGAGACGGUUCGGAGAGACAACUGCCUGCUGGUCCGGCAGGUGGUGGACGAGUGCUUGCGGCGCAUUCUCAUGGAGCGGGAUAUCCCCGGAGCGGUGGCAUAUGUGAAGACUGUCAUUUCGGACCUUCUUAUGAACAAGCUUGACCUCUCCCUGCUGGUUAUUACCAAGGCGCUAACCAAGGGAGGUGACGACUACGCAGUCAAGGCGGCCCACGUUCAGCUGGCAGAGAGAAUGCGCAAGCGUGACUCCGCCACAGCACCAGGCAUCGGGGAUCGAGUGGCGUAUGUCAUUUGCAAGGCUCCCAAGGGCAGCAAGGCAUACGAGAAGUCAGAGGACCCUAUUCACGUGCUGGAGAACAACAUACCCAUCGACCCACAAUAUUAUCUCGAGAACCAACUGAGCAAGCCUCUGCUGCGGAUAUUCGAGCCUAUUCUGAAGAACGCAAGCAAGGAGCUGCUGAGUGGGGCGCACACGCGGGCAGUCUCCAUAUCCACGCCCGCGACAGGUGGCAUUAUGCGAUUCGCCAAAGUCCGGCUCUCCUGCCUCGGCUGCAAGACGCCUCUCAGUGGGAAUUCUCAGACGCUGUGUGUGCACUGUAUGGAUCGAGAGGGAGAGAUUUACCAGCGGAUUACCACAAACGUUUGGAAGGCUGUGGGUGGAGUGCCAGCGAUGCCAGGGCAGCUUGCAUCAAGAUGUGCUCUGUACCAGCCGAGACUGUCCCAUUUUCUAUCGGAGGAAGAAAGCACAGAAGGAUGUGGAAGAGGCACACGCUCAGCUCGCAAGAUUUGA